Messenger RNA from Caenorhabditis remanei, 1539 nucleotides. RefSeq lists its product as uncharacterized. The record is from RefSeq and is a predicted model, not a curated record. The transcript is spliced from 9 exons. Lineage: Eukaryota; Metazoa; Nematoda; Chromadorea; Rhabditida; Rhabditidae. Bases 1 to 1539 code for a protein of 512 amino acids.
AUGAGCGAUUCUAGCAGCCGCCGUGUCGAAACGUGUACACCAAGCACGUCAAUAAUAAUCGCACCAGAAGAAGAAUCAACCACGACGACUGCUGAUGAUCCACGCAAAUUCUGUGUGAAUGAAAUUCCAUGGAAGCUGGUUCCCCAGACCUGCGACGGCUUCACCGAAUUCGAAUUUCUCGAUCAAAUGGAAGGCUUCAGUCGUCUCUCUGACGUGGAAUCGUUCAUCUGGAAAUGGUCGCCAUGUGGAAGAUACGGAAUUGAUUUGCCUGGAGGACGAGAGAACAUCAAUCAUCAACUGAAGGACCGAAUGGCAAUUUUCGAUCUUCACACCAACUCAUGGACAUUCUACACAAUGGAUGUCGGUUUCGACAUUCCACGUGUCUGUUUUCUCUAUUGGGCAAGGAACGAUAUAAUCGGGACUGUGACUUUGGUGAAAGACGACGCCGAACCCCGCCCAACAGACGACAUAGUAUUGAAAUUCAGACAAACGUUCUGGCAUGUUUCUCACGAAACUCAAAAACUGACAUAUUGCGGACAAUGCAAGUACCGUACAAACAAGACAAUUCUCGCUUCUUAUUGGUUCCACAUCUUCGAAAAUCGGCGUGGUGAACCAUUCAUAGAUCAUAAUAAUCAAUUGUGGCUCAUUUUCUCAAAUGGAUCCGAUUCUCUAAUUCUUUUACCUUACCUUCCGUCAGCAACAUGUUUUGACGUAAAAUAUGUUUCGUUCGACAUGAAUAGUAUUGUUAGUCAACGUCUUGGAACCCGCGUCUAUCUGGAUCCUUUCAUGUCUUCUCACUACGUUCCCCAUGUUUAUCGUAAUGAAAUUAACUUCUUCAUCCGAGUCGACACGUUCUCAUUCGUCGAAGAAGAAGAUAGAGAUUACGGUCAAGAUCCACAAGUUGACGAUAAUGAAACGAAAGUGUUCCGUGGAGUUUUUCACAUGCGAAUCAACCUGAAAGACGUCAUCGAAAGAGAGGAAAACAACAUGAAAGAUGUGGAAGAUCCAGAAGAAGUGGACAUCAAAUUCACUAAUAAUGAUGUAGAAGUAUGGAAGAAGAUCUACGAAGAUUUCAGUCACAGUCAAAUGUGUAUUUCACAACACGGAAAGAUGGUUGUACUCCAAAAAUGGGGACUCUUCACAAUUGAUACGCUUCUCACUAAGCGAUUGUCAACUCGAGUCGCCAAUUUGGAUGCCCGAACAUUUUGUUGCAGUGAAGAACCUCGAGGCACUGCGUUCUGCACAAUUGAUUUGGACAGUGAGCAAAUCAAAAAGUUCGACGUAUUCAUUCUAGGAACCGACGUGAUUCAACCUCAUCCCUCUGGCACUGUCUACAUGUUCAGAUACAAAGAAUUGUUUGGAAUGAGCUACUGUGAACUACCGUACUUCGAGCCCAUCACCCUUCAACUAAAAUGUCGUCAAAUACUGAACAAAUGCGUACAUAUUGAUCCAGCGUAUAGUCAAACUGUGUGCUGUUUGAAGUACGAAGAGGAGGACUAUCUUCAUGAUUUCCGCAACAUGAAAAUUGAAGAACAAUAA